GUAGUGCUAGACUAGUACUAGUAGUAUAGUGGUCUCAACCUGCCUCGUCUUCCCUUCGCCACCAAGCCUCCAUUGACGAACAACUCCCACCUCCGCGCGCCUCUCCCCGUCCCCGUCCCCGUCCCCGCCGCCGCGGGGCUCUCCUCCUCCGGCGCGCGCCCGAUGGCAGCGCAGGCGAUCCACCAGUUCGCCGAGUGCAUCACCUGCCACGCGUGGAGCCCCGACCACUCCAUGAUUGCCUUUUGUCCAAAUAACAACGAAGUACACAUUUACAAGUUCAUCGCAGACAAGUGGGAGAAACUUCAUGUUCUUUCAAAGCAUGACCAAAUAGUGUCUGGAAUAGACUGGGGUAAAUCUACAAACAAAAUUGUGACAGUUUCACAUGACCGAAACUCAUAUGUUUGGACACAAGAAGGACAAGACUGGGUACCUACCCUUGUUAUUCUCAAGCUAAAUCGUGCAGCUUUAUGUGUCCAAUGGAGCCCAAAAGAAAAUAAGUUUGCUGUGGGAAGUGGUGCUAAGUCUGUAUGCAUUUGCUACUAUGAACAAGAGAACAACUGGUGGAUCAGCAAGAUUAUUAGGAAGAAGCAUGAAUCUACUGUCACUAGUAUUGCAUGGCAUCCAAACAAUAUACAUCUCGCAACAACUUCUACUGAUGGUAAAUGCAGAGUAUUCUCCACUAUCAUCAAGGGCGUCGAUACAAGGGGAUCACAAGGAAGCGCCUCUGCUGAUUGGAAAUUCGGCGAGCAAAUUGCUCAACUUGAUCUAUCAACUACGUGGGCAUUUGGAGUAAGGUGGUCACCAAGUGGAAAAACAUUGGCCUAUGCAGGGCACAGUUCCAUGAUUUAUUUCGUCGAGGAUGUUGAAGCGUCUCCGGCUGCUCAAAAUUUGGCACUGCGAGAUCUGCCUCUCCGUGAUAUUCUUUUUGUGUCCGAAAGAAUGGCGAUUGGUGUUGGGUUUGACUGCAACCCUUUGAUCUUUGCUGCAGACGAGACUGGACUUUGGAGUUUCGUCAGAUAUUUGGACGAAAGGAAAGUUACUCCAUCAGCUUCAAAAGCCUCACAGCUCUCUGAAGCCCUGGGAAAGCUGUAUGGCCAAUCGAGGCAAGGGAGCAGUGAUACUGUUGAACCAUCGAAGCCUCGUGGUGGUGCUCAUGAAAACUGCAUAACGUGCAUCGUACCCUUGAGAAAAGGGAGUGAGACUAUUAUCAAGCGGUUCAGCACAUCAGGAUUGGAUGGCAAGAUUGUGGUAUGGGAUCUGGAAAAUCAUGUCGCCAUCACAAAGUAGCUCGCGGAUGGAGUUCAGUAGUGGAUGAACUUUGCGCCGUUGCGAAGCAUUUCUUGGCAGCGGGCCCAGGGCCAGGUAGAUUGCUUUUUUUUUUGUUGUACCUGUACACAAACCAUCUUCUUUAGCCAGCCCAUUAGCUUAGGGUUCAUCACUAUCAGCUGGCUUUCAUAUUUUUUGCUGGUAACCGAUUCGGUCUUUUUGAAAUUUCUAUGAUGUAACACCUGUAUAAUGUUAGUUAGGAGGCAAUGACAUAAUUCCACACCGUAUCAUACCCCA
Messenger RNA from Lolium perenne, 1563 nucleotides. Its product is annotated as actin-related protein 2/3 complex subunit 1B. Gene Ontology annotation, cellular component: Arp2/3 protein complex; actin cytoskeleton. Gene Ontology annotation, biological process: Arp2/3 complex-mediated actin nucleation. Gene Ontology annotation, molecular function: actin filament binding. Lineage: Eukaryota; Viridiplantae; Streptophyta; Magnoliopsida; Poales; Poaceae. The record is from RefSeq and is a predicted model, not a curated record.